Molecule: messenger RNA, 1989 nt
Organism: Chara braunii
Lineage: Eukaryota; Viridiplantae; Streptophyta; Charophyceae; Charales; Characeae
Source: the annotation of a GenBank genome assembly
GCGUGGUGGAAAGGGAGAUUGUCCAUGCAAUAGAGGUGAUCCCAGGUAGUAAGGUGCCUAGAGGACGAAUCUAUAGGAUAUCUCCUGCGGAGUUAGAUGAGCUUCGCCACCAGCUCAAGGAGCUCACAGAGAAGGGAUGGAUACAGCCUAGUACCUCCCCUUACGGUGCGCCAGUCUUAUUUGUUCCUAAGAAGGGAGGUCCAUUAAGGAUGUGCAUUGACUAUAGGGGCCUCAAUGCCAUCACCGUUAAGAACGCGAAGCCCCUACGCCGCAUUGACGACCUCUUGGAUAGAGUGCAGGGAUGUCGGUACUUCACAAAGAUAGAUCUGAAGUCCGGAUACCAUCAAAUUGCCGUUAGGUCGGAGGACCAACACAAAACCGCAUUUCAGACCAGGUACGGUCUGUACGAGUUUGUGGUGAUGCCUCUUGGCCUAUGCAAUGCACCUGAUACAUUCCAACACGCGAUGAAUAGGAUCUUUCAUGAUUACUUGGACAAGUUUAUCGUCGUGUACCUCGAUGAUAUUCUCAUCUUCAGUAGGACUGUAGAGGAGCACGCUGAGCACUUAAAAAUAGUGCUAGGUCUCCUAAGACAGCACCAGUACAAGGUAAACUUGGAUAAAUGUGAGUUUGGUCGCACCAAGAUCAUGUACUUGGGUCAUGAAAUCUCAGCAGAUGGAUUGAGGCCGGAAGAUGCAAAAGUGGCCAGCAUACGUGACUGGCCCAGACCUCAAACUGUUACUGAGGUCAGAUCGUUUUUGGGGAUGACGGGCUACUAUCGUCCGUUUGUGAAAAACUAUAGUACUAUAGCUUCCUCAUUGACAGAUCUAACUCGACUUGACACCCCUUGGGAGUGGACUGAGGAGUGUGAAGCAAGCUUCAAGAAAUUGAAGUAUGCUCUGACACACUACGAAGUUCUCAAACUUACUGAUCCUGACAAGCCGUUUGUUGUGACCACAGACGCUAGCCAAUAUGGCAUAGGCGCGGUCCUUGCGCAACAGAAAGGGCCCAAGUUGAGACCGAUCGAGUAUAUGAGCAAGAAGAUGCCAUCUCAGAAGUUGGCUAAGUCCACUUACGAAAGAGAGCUCUACGCCCUGUACCGAGCGCUACAUGGAGGACUUCCAGAUCAGCCUGAUUUCUCGCAGAAAAGAGUCGUGCAACCUUUUGCGAGUCACGUACGGCAACCGUUUGCAAGUCAUGGAGACAAUUCCACACCCCCAUCAGUUGCAGCAACUCCAGUCCUGAAUGGUCAAGAUAGAAGCCGUCGCCAAAUCAGUCGCAGGGCCAAAGAGACGACGGUGACGAGACAUUGGAGAUGAACCGAGUCCGAGCCCUGGUUCGAAGUUUCAAACCAUGGUUUGUGAAAAAGCCCUGCAUAUUAUACAACUUCACAGUUGUUUGAAAGAGGGUUGGAUUUUGACAUUUCAUUUAUUUAGAGCACUUUAAGUAGAAUUCCACAGCCGAUCCACGGUCAUGCAGCCCAUGUGCGGCAAGCUUAUCAGCCAUGUCAAAGAACUGAAAUUAUGUGUAAUUGUCAGAAUCAGCAGGGUGCACCACCAGGCAACCACAUUCUGACACAAGGGCCUCUGACUGGCAGCGUCAGAAGUUCCUUAGCGAUUCGCCCUGUCCCUCAGAAAUUCCUUGUUUGCAGUUAAAAAUUGUUUGCAAUGACAGGGUGAGAGAGAGGAUGAUGCUGGCAGCUGUAGGCUUCAGGUUGAGUGACCCUCCUCCUGCAGGUUGACGGACUGACCGACCCUUUUGCGGUGGGUGCGGAUGAGGUCAGACGCCCUAAGGAUGCAGUGCGUCGAGCACACGCGCAGCAGCAGAUUCUGACAGGCCAUCGACUGCUCGAAGUUCCUAUUGCCACUCGUCUCUGGGGGUCCAGCAGUCAGUCAGAGAUUCUUUGCACGAGCAAUCACGGAGAGAGCUGACAAUCAAGAUAUUUCUUGAGCAGAUGGGCAGGCAAGCCAUUAAUGAAUCCAAUCGCCUUAC